AUGUUAAAGUGCUAAAUUACUUAUUCUGACCAAGUUCCAAUAGUGUAUUUUCAAUAAAAUAUUUGGCUUUUUAAAUAUGGAGAUGGUACUUAUUAAGGCUCAUAAACAAUUGAUUAUUCAGCCAACUCAUUUUAAUAAAUUCCAAUUGUAAUACUAGGAAUAGAAUUUUACAAUAAUUUUUGGAAUCCUUCCACAGGAGUAGAUUUUGUACUUUCAGCAGCAGAUAUAACAAAAACUAGUUGUACAGUUAAAACAGCUCGUAAUAAUAAUAGCUUUUUAGUUGGUAUUUCUAUUAGUGCUUUAGUUAUAGAUACUUCAUAAUUUCCUUUUUUUAUUAAAAGUGAUUAAUAAAUUAAUAAUAUACAGUUUAAAAAUUAUGUUUAUUAAAAGGUAUAUACCUUUUCAUCUAAUAUCCAAAAUCAAAGUAAUAAAUGUGUUUCUGUUAUAUUAACAGGUUGGAAAUCAACUUAUGAUUCUUCUAAUAAAGUUUUCGCACUAACCGUUUAAGUGGUUAGUAUAACAGAUUCUGGAUAUACUAUUUAGAUAUCAACAGCUCAAGAUUCAUAAUAAAUAAUUAAUGUAUCUUUUACUGUAUUAGAAUACAUCAAAAAUCCUCCAACCAGUGUAUAUGGAAUAGUUUCAAAUUAUGAUAAUCAAUACUAAUAACCAACAACUUAAAAUUGUUUCUUCAAUGAUUAGUGUUCUAAUUCUUAAAGAUUCUUUCCUGUCUAAUUUAAUGUUUUCAUACAAAACUCUCCACCCUCAGGAAAUUAUCAGAAUUUUUUUGUUUCUUUAAACUAACUAUACUUCAAUACAGCAUAUGACGGCUAAGAUUUAAGAAUUACUAUCAUAAACUAGCCACUUUCAUCAAAUAAAAUAUAGUAUUAAUACUCAGUUUGGGAUUCAUCUUAAUGUUUAGGAGCUACAUCAACAGCCUUAUACUUCUACAAGAAAACUUGUCCAAAUAAUUAAUUUUUAAAUAUUAACUCUAAUAGUUGUUCUUCUAUUUGCUUGAUUUAAGAUCCUUCAAAUAGCUCUAAUUGUUUAGAUUGUCCUUAUGGAUAAUAUUUUUCAUAAGAUUAAAAUCUAUGCUAAACAACUUAACCAAAUGGUUAUUAUUGCUCAAUUCCGAACACAUAAUAUAAUUUUAAUGUUUGCUAAAAUUGUAAAAUUUCUAAUUGCAAAUUAUGUUCAUAGAAUUUUAAUUAAUUUACUUGCACUUAGUGUGUAAGUUAGUAUUUUUUAUACAAUAACUAAUGCUAAUAAACAUAACCUUCAAAUACAUUUUGUGAUACUUAAAGUAUUUGUAGUAAAUGCUUAGAUCCAGGUUGUCUAACUUGUAGCGACCCUAAUUAAUCAUCUCCUUAGUGCUUAACUUGUGAUACUAAAUAAAACUAAAUUUUAUAUUAAGGGAAAUGUUAUUCUCAAAGUUCUCCUCCUAAUAACACAUUUUGUGAUUGGAACAAAUUAGUAUGCUUGUAAUGUAGUGAUAAUAACUGUCUUUCUUGCAGUGACCCUGCUAAGUCACCAUAAAUUUGCAAUAAGUGUGUACCAAACUAAUCUUUAAUUUUAUUUUAAGGUAAAUGUUAUAACUAGAAUAACCCACCUCCUAACACGUAUUGUGAUUGGACAAAAUUAGUAUGUUCUUUAUGUACUGAUAGUAAUUGUCUUAUUUGUUCUGAUCCUAGUAUGUCACCUUAAUAAUGCUUAAAAUGUGAUGUAAACUAAAAAUAAGUUCUUUAUUAAGGUAAAUGCUACAAUUAGAAUAACCAGCCAUCAAACACAUUUUGUGAUUGGAAUUUAUUAUAAUGUAGCAAAUGUAAUGAUUCUAGAUGUCUCUUUUGCAGUGAUCCUAAUUUACCUCCUUAAAUAUGUUUAUAAUGUGAUACUAGCUUAUAAAAAUUAAUACUAUAUGAGGGUAAAUGUCUUAGCUAAAAUGAUCCUCCUCCCUAAAACUCAUUUUGUGAUUGGGACAAAUUAUAAUGUUCUAAGUGUGACGAUAACAAAUGUUUAAGUUGCAGUGAUCCUAAUAAACCACCUUAAACAUGUUUAUCAUGUGAUUCAAGCUAAUAAUAAAUUCUUUAUUAGGGUUAAUGUUUUAACAAGAAUAAUCCUCCACCAAAUACUUUUUGUGAUUGGAAUAAAUUAUAAUGUACUUAAUGUACAGAUUCUAGUUGUUUAGCUUGUAGUGAUCCUACAUAACCUACAUAAAAAUGCUUAUCAUGUGAUGCAAGUAAAAAGAUGGUCCUAUUUUAGGAUAAGUGCUAUUCUUAAAGCUCUCCUCCUCCAAACACUUUUUGUGAUUGGGGCAAAUUACAGUGUAAUUUGUGUAUGAACAAAUAUUGUUAUACAUGUAGUGAUCCCAGUUAAUCUCCUCAAGUAUGCCUGUCAUUGAUUGUGAUAAAUAUUCAGAUAAUCGAGUUUAUUCCGAUAAUCAAUGUGAUUAUUCCUGUUCAAAAUGUUCUAUACCCAAUAAAAAUUAUGGAUGUCUAACAUGUAGCUCAACAACUCGCUAAUUUGAAUAAAUGA
Tetrahymena thermophila SB210 is the source of this 2529-nucleotide messenger RNA. Its product is annotated as H-type lectin domain protein. The transcript has 2 exons. The record is from RefSeq and is a predicted model, not a curated record. Lineage: Eukaryota; Ciliophora; Oligohymenophorea; Hymenostomatida; Tetrahymenidae.